AUAAUUUCCUUUACAGGUCUUGAGUACGGUAGAUCUACACGAUCACAGGAAUCCUUGGAUUAUCCUCUGUACAGCUCUGCAUACACCUUGACCAGGUUACCAUACUUUUAUCAACCAAGUUGUAUGACAAUGUAAAGCCAGACUACAUCUUCACAGACCUGUGAGCGUUUGGGGUUGCAACUUAAAACCAUUGAAACUUUAACAGUACCGUACCUGUUCUGUUUUGAACAUUGUCAGAAAAUUUGCUGACAAUGUGAUCCUGGUUCUGCACUCAUAGAAACAGUGUAGCCAGGUUUGGAGUAUUAAACAAGAUAAAGCACUAAAACAUUUAUUGUGAAGCAUUCAGGCCGUCCACCAUGGCAUACAGACAACCCCCACCGCCGCUCCAUGACGAGCAGAUACAGGCUGCGAUGAGCAUGGCCGCCACCGUGAAGGGGCGUCUCCCGCCCCAUGGCGUGUCCCCCAGGGAAGGUGGUCACAUGACCGAUCAGAGGGCCAAAGCAGUGUUGAAAGAAGCAGUGGAUGCCGUCGUCAACAGUUUCGCAAAACACACCCAAGGAUAUGGACGAGUAAAUGUAGUCGAAGCCUUGCAAGAAUUCUGGCAGAUGAAGGCCACCAGAGGAACCGAGCUAAAGAACGGCCCGAUCGUUGUAUAUGAGUCCGUCCCCUCGUCCAGUGCACCAUACGUCUGUUUUGUGACCCUCCCAGGUGGGAGCUGUUUUGCUAGUUUUCAGGACUGUCCCACCAAGGCUGAGGCUAGACGAAGUGCCGCUAAGAUCGCCCUGAUGAAUUCUGUCUUCAAUGAACACCCAACCAGGAAGAUCACAGACAAGUUCAUACAGCAGGCGGUGACUGAUGCUAAGAAAUCAUUUGAGGGGCCUAUUGAGGAUGAGCAAGAUCCCAGUACCAGUCUCGGUGCCUUCCGCUUCAUGCUGGAAGCCAACCGCGGGAAGUCCAUGCUGGAGUUCCAAGAACUGAUGACCGUGUUCCAACUUCUCCACUGGAACGGAAGCCUGAAAGCGAUGCGGGAGCGCGACUGCUCCCGACAGGAGGUCCUCGCCCACUACUCCCACCGGGCGCUGGACGACGAUAUGCGGUCGCAGAUGGCGCUGGACUGGAUCUCGCGGGAGCAGGAGAUGGCGAACAUCAUCGCCCGGGAGCUGGCGGUCGCGGACGAGGAGAUCGAGCGGGCAAGGCAUGCCGGGAGAGAGCUGAGGUUCCCGAAAGAGAAAAAAGACAUUCUGAUGCUGGCCUGUAGCCAAAUUGGACCGCUGUAAUAUUCCUGUUCAUGAUAGCUCUAAUGAGUGAUUGUAUUGCC
Messenger RNA from Lytechinus variegatus (green sea urchin), 1318 nucleotides. It is a transcript of the gene lix1l, whose product is annotated as protein limb expression 1 homolog. The transcript has 4 exons. The record is from RefSeq and is a predicted model, not a curated record. Lineage: Eukaryota; Metazoa; Echinodermata; Echinoidea; Temnopleuroida; Toxopneustidae. Gene Ontology annotation, biological process: autophagosome maturation. The coding region runs from base 357 to 1277 and encodes 306 amino acids. Gene Ontology annotation, cellular component: cytoplasm.